Mesorhabditis spiculigera is the source of this 795-nucleotide messenger RNA. The record is from the annotation of a GenBank genome assembly. Lineage: Eukaryota; Metazoa; Nematoda; Chromadorea; Rhabditida; Rhabditidae.
AUGCCGUGCAAUGGGAACGCUUCCGAUUGCGUGGUGCACGUGUUCCGGAUCAAAUUGACGGAAAACAUCAACGGGAGCACGAGGGAAUACCCGGUGGAUCUGCCGAUGAAGCGGAGGAGCAAAUACGGCAAAAAUGUGUACGCGCCGGUGGGAAAUCUGGAGUCUCAUCAGCUGGCCGAGAAGAUUAUCGAGAAAAUGCCGAACACCAUCAAUAAAGAUGUGAAGGAACGUGUCCGAAAAGAGGAAUUCCUGAUCUCGCCAGUUGACGAUCGAGAAGACCCUCAUGCUCCUCCACCAGAAGAGAUUGGAGCCGGAGGAGAGAUUGAGGAGACGCAGAGGAGACACACAGAACGAACCACAACUAAUGACAACGCCCACGGAAUCGCCCAUACUAUUGAUGAAGCGUUCCCUCUAAUUCUGCUUCUGCUGUUGGUGGCGAUUGGUGUAGUAGUGGGGAUACUGUGCACAUGUCUCGGUCUAUUCCUCAUCGACUACAGAAGGAAACCACAUUUUGACCGAUCCGUGGCCAUCUCGUAUAAGCGUCAUCCAUCGGGCCGUCAAGCACUUCUCGAGCCCCAGGGCCGAACUACCGUAAUCCACAAAACGUCCGUGACGCGUAGCAGUCGCCCUCCGCCAUCCCAUCGACCACCCAGGGCAUCACGGCCUACGCAACGAUACGUGAGGACAGAUGUGUCGAGCGACUGGAAUGGGCAUUCGUCUCGAGAAUCGUCUCGGCAUUUCACGCAGGGCCCUCGCCAAUCCCCCCGCCCGCCACGACAUCGCAAACGAUCUUUU